Messenger RNA from Perkinsus marinus ATCC 50983, 570 nucleotides. Its product is annotated as Endonuclease V, putative. The transcript has 6 exons. NCBI's taxonomy places the organism in Eukaryota, Perkinsozoa, Perkinsida, Perkinsidae. Gene Ontology annotation, molecular function: RNA endonuclease activity producing 5'-phosphomonoesters, hydrolytic mechanism; single-stranded RNA binding. Gene Ontology annotation, biological process: DNA repair. Bases 1 to 570 code for a protein of 189 amino acids. Gene Ontology annotation, cellular component: nucleolus; cytoplasm. The record is from RefSeq and is a predicted model, not a curated record.
AUGACUGCUCCUGCGCGAUGGGUGGAAGAGCAAGAACGUAUCCGUAGUAGAGUAGUAGUUGGAAGCUGCGAGCGGAAGCCCUAUGAAUGCGAGUAUGUUGGUGGAUUUGACAUAACCUCUGAUCCGACGCUCAAGGAGGACUUCUGCGUUGCGGGCCUAGUGAUAGUGCAUUUGCCAAGUCGAUCGACAGUGUAUGAGGACUAUAUAUCAGUUGAUCUAAGUCAACCAUACGUCCCAGGGUUCUUAGCAUUCAGGGAAUGCGAACCUAUGCUGGAGCUAAUUCGACGUGUCCCCCCUGAGCAGCGAUUAGAUGUGAUAAUGGUGGAUGGUAAUGGUCUGCUACACCCAAGGCGAUGCGGUGCGGCGUGUCAUUUGGGAGUGUUGGCUGAUAUACCCUCCAUAGGUGUCGCUAAGAACUACUAUUGUUCAAUCCCUGCCACACCAUCUCGAGAUGAGCUGAAAGAUCGGGCUCGACGAGAACUUUGCGGGAUGGGGGACUACUUUUUUAUUGAGGAUGCUGAUGAUGUUACGUCUCUGUCGGACACCGCUUGGCAUUGCAAGAUUGCAUAG